Molecule: messenger RNA, 6616 nt
Organism: Cygnus atratus (black swan)
Lineage: Eukaryota; Metazoa; Chordata; Aves; Anseriformes; Anatidae
Gene: STAM
Product: signal transducing adaptor molecule
Exons: 14
Coding region: 130-1764 (544 amino acids)
Biological process (GO): protein transport to vacuole involved in ubiquitin-dependent protein catabolic process via the multivesicular body sorting pathway
Cellular component (GO): ESCRT-0 complex
Molecular function (GO): phosphatidylinositol binding; ubiquitin binding
Source: RefSeq, a predicted model, not a curated record
ACGAGGAGGAGCAGCAGCAGCAGCAGCAGGAGGAGGAGGAGGAGGAGGAGGAGGUGGAGCAGGAGCCGCGGGCCCGUGGCUCGGUCGCCGCGCUGCCGGGAGCGGAGGGUGGCCGCGCCGCGCCCCGCCAUGCCGCUCUUCGCCACCAACCCCUUCGACCAGGAUGUGGAGAAAGCAACCAGUGAGAUGAACACUGCGGAGGACUGGGGCCUCAUUUUAGACAUUUGUGAUAAAGUUGGGCAGUCGCGCACAGGGCCUAAGGAUUGUCUCCGUUCUAUUAUGAAGAGAGUGAACCAUAAAGAUCCCCAUGUUGCUAUGCAGGCGUUAACACUUCUAGGAGCGUGUGUAUCAAACUGUGGUAAAAUCUUUCAUUUAGAAGUCUGUUCAAGAGAUUUUGCCAGUGAAGUAAGCAAUGUGUUGAAUAAGGGUCAUCCAAAAGUUUGUGAAAAGCUGAAAGCCCUUAUGGUGGAAUGGACUGAUGAAUUCAAGAAUGACCCGCAGCUUAGUUUAAUAUCUGCUAUGAUAAAAAAUCUUAAAGAGCAAGGAGUUACCUUCCCAGCUAUUGGUUCACAGGCUGCUGAACAGGCAAAAGCAAGUCCAGCACUAGUUGCCAAAGAUCCUGGUGCAGUAGCUAACAAAAAGGAAGAGGAGGAUUUAGCUAAAGCUAUUGAACUGUCACUAAAAGAACAAAGGCAACAGCAAACAACACUUUCCAGCUUGUAUCCAAGCACCUCAAGUCUUUUAACAAAUCACAAACACGAGGGCCGAAAGGUUCGUGCAAUCUAUGAUUUUGAGGCUGCUGAAGACAACGAAUUAACCUUUAAAGCUGGAGAACUUAUAACUAUCCUUGAUGACAGUGAUCCAAAUUGGUGGAAGGGUGAAACUCAUCAGGGUAUAGGAUUGUUUCCAUCUAAUUUUGUAACAGCUGAUCUUUCUGCUGAGCCAGAAAUGAUGAAAACCGAGAAGAAAACAGUGCAGUUCAGUGAUGAAGUUCAAGUAGAGACAAUAGAACCUGAGCCCGAACCAGUUUAUAUUGAUGAAGAUAAAAUGGACCAACUCUUGCAGAUGUUACAAAGUGCAGAUCCAUCUGAUGACCAACCUGACCUUCCAGAAUUGCUUCAUCUUGAGGCAAUGUGCCACCAGAUGGGACCCCUCAUAGAUGAAAAGUUGGAAGAUAUAGACAGGAAACACUCAGAACUCUCAGAGCUCAAUGUUAAAGCAAUGGAGGCCCUUUCUUUGUAUAACAAGUUGAUGAAUGAGGACCCAAUGUAUUCGAUGUAUGCAAAGCUACAAAAUCAACAGUAUUACAUGCCGUCAUCAGGCGUUUCUGGUUCUCAGGUUUAUCCGGGGCAACCUCAAGGUAAUGCAUAUUUGGUGGCAGGCAGUGCACAGAUGGGCCAUAUUCAAGGCUAUAAUCUUCCUCCUGAACAACUCUCCUCCCUCAGCCAAGGCACAGUUACUCCAUCUGCCAGCUCGGUACUGCCUGGCCAGCCUGCACAAACGUCUUAUACAAAUGCAAUGGUUGGCUCUGUUGCUGGAAACACUUACUCUAACCAAGCUUCAGUGUACAGUCCACCACCUGCUACUGUUGAUGUUGCUGCUUAUCAGAAUGCUGGAACUAAUAUGUCCCAGGUGCCAAACUAUAACUUAGCUUCUACGUCUCUGCCACAGACAACAGGCAGUCAACAAGCCCCUCCACAACAGCCACAGCCUCCGCCACCUCAACAGCCACAGCAUACUUAUUCACAGAAGGCUCUGCUAUAGGAUCCAGGACUUCGGAUUCCUCAUCUUUAAUCUCUGCUAAAGGCAGUUGACAAUGCUUUGAGUUUCUUCCUUUAAUCUCUUAAACUUUGUUUAUCCCCAGCUUAAUAAGAAUCUAUCUUGGUGAACAAGUUCAAUUUGCACUGACUUUUUAGGAUUUUUUUUUUAAUUUUGCAGAGGAACAGAUAUAUUUAGGACAUAUAAUUCCUUUUAAAAUGCCUAAAAAUUGGUACAAGAUUAUUUAUGUCUGGUAAAAUUGGCUAGUCUGUGAAAGCUCAACACUUGCAAACUGUUGUGGCAUAUGUUAUGUACAUAUAGUGUGUGAUUGCAGUAGUGGCCAUUUCGUAUAGCUAUGGUGAUCAUGUGAAUAUAUUUAACACAAUGUUAAAAAUAAUUUACAUUACUAUUUUAUUUUAAUCAUGAACUGACAACCAUGUUUCAUAGUUUUAUCUAGUUUUAUGACAGCUGUGAUGUCUUUUUCCAACGCAGGGAAAAUGGUAAUUUUGCGUAUCAUAGUUACACUCACAAGCUAAGGUCUAUAAGCGAAUUUCCAAACUUACUGGGUCUAGGUUUCAUUACUUCUUGAACUGAACACAGAUGUGUCAUGACUAUUAGAUGGCUUUAUCUACCAAAGUUAAUUAGUUAACUAGUAAGUGAUCUGGGAGGAUAACAGCAAAUUAUGAUUCUGUUUCACAUACAACUAAAACUACUAUUCAGAGGCUGCUAAACACAUCAUGGGACCACACAACAGAUUAGGAUUUUGCAUUUUAUCAUGAGAAGCACAUAAUUUAUUUUUUCAGAGUUUUUUUUUUUUUUUUUUUUUUUACAAUGAGAACAGGAACUGUAUUCUAUAUGUGUUGGUAGAGAGUACACCAAAGACAGAGAAAUUGAGUUGGAGGAGAAAUGAUGGAGUUGUAAACUGGAACACACAACGUGAAUAACACUACUAUAUUCAAGUCCUCUUAAUUAGAGAAUUAAUGGAGAAUGAUGGACUUUUAAAUCUCUUUGCUGAACAAACUUUCAGGGCUUUAUUUUUAUCUCUUGUGGCCUUGCUUAGCAAUUUGUUCUGUUUACUGUUCUAACACAAACACUUCUGCCUUAAACAUCUGUUAAUUUUUCAAUUUCCAGUUGUUCUACCACUUGAGUUUAUUUAGCAGUAUAAAUAGUUCUAUGAGGCCUCUUAAUUUCAUUGACUUUCAGAUUACUUUGAAUUUUCUUUUGCAGCAACUUGCAUUUCUCAGAAACUGAGCCAGGUGGCUCUUUAAGGCAUGAUAUUUUCUUUCUACAGCCAAGGUUCUGCAAAACAAAUAUGGUUAUGGAAGGCAGAAUUCUGAUAUGCCUGAUCAGAGUUUCUUGUACAAAGACUGGUGUUACUUUGCAUUUGUAUUCAAUCUACUAAUGCAUCCUUAUUUCCUCUACCUUUUCUGGUGACUCUAAUUCCGGUUAGAGCAAAAGAACUUGUGGCUUCAACAUCAAAGCUGUUUUCUCAGUCUUGUUAGUGUGUAUGCCUUUCUGGCAUUGUUCGCUUUUGUGUACUGUAUUUUAGUGUGAUGCUUCUGGAAUUAAAUGUUGCACUUGCAAUUGUACUGUAAGUUAACCUCAGUUACCCCAUAUACUCCUGCUUUGUCUGCCUACGGUUACCUUACAAGCCUUUGUUUCACUAUUUUAAUAGACAGUGGUGUGUUCUGCCUGAUAAUGUUUUCAGAUGACUAAUUUGCAUAACUCUGUAGCCAGGGUGGUUACAAAACAUGCCCAUACCUGAUGUUUUUCAGUUGGUGAUGUUCUAGCCAGGACAACUGGUUGUUUUGAUUAUUGGUAUUUUCUUUUCCUUUUUUUUCUCCUUUUCCAGAAUUCUUAAGCACACUCACAAACUGUCAGUACAUCAGUACUUGGUGUUACCACGAGAGUCUGUGGAAUUUGAAAGGAAAUGCUACCAAAAAAAACAAUUCCAAGCCAUUCUGUCAUAGAUUGUUUUUAAUAGAUCAGAGAGAUCAGAGGUGGUUUUCUGUAGAAAGGGCAUACAGUAUCAGUUAGGUAGUGUCUUCUGUAUGCUUUAAGUAUUCGAAAGCAGAGAAACAGUGUAUAGAAGUAUAUAAUUUCUACACAAAAGUGAAAAUAACUGUUCCAUUCUUCUAACACUCUGAUUAAAGGAGGAGCUUGAAGCAUCAAAAUAGUCCAGCUGACUUUGACAAUUUGUAUUAGUUUUUCACAUGUUGUAUAAUGAACUGGAAUGGCUCAGCAAAAAUACUUUAUAUUGCUAAUUUGUCAUUUUUUAAAUUUUUCAAUCUUUUUCCCUUAACACAUAGAAAUGCUUGUUCCUGCUUUUUUCUUUGAUCACAGAAAACUUAUACGUAUCUUCAUUUUUUCUGCCUUCCAUCUUACUGAUUUGGGGCAUUUAUCCUUUUUUUUAAAGAAAUUGAAAUCACCUUUUAUUUGUGUUCAUCGUGACCAAAAAACACUUUUGAAAAUGCAAUGCCAUAUAAAUUCAGUAUAAUCUAUAUAUAUAUAUAUAUUUUUUUUUUUCUUCAUGCCUUUAUUAGAGCCACUGCUCUAAAAUAUUUCCUGGAACAAAUCUGUGAAUUUUAGUUGAUUUAAAAUAAGUUUUCGUUGUCCACAGUUGGUGUAGUAGAUCAGUAGAUUUUUGGAUUCAGUCUUAGCAUUUCUAUUGCAUCCUACAUUUUUUUCAUUUCAGAUGCAGUCUUCAGAUUAAAUUGAAUUUGGAGCUAUAUUACUUCAUGUAGAUUUUUUUUUUCAUUUAGCAGAAAGAUUAUUUUGCCUGCUCACUUAGUUGUGUCCUUCACUCUAGUAUUCUUCAGUGAUGCCUCCUCCUGCUUUGCUAGCUGCUGUCAUUGCACUAAUUCCUUCACUCAUCCUCUCAUGUCCUCUCUAACUGAUAAUUCAUCAAUUUCAAUUCACCUUUCUGAUGAUACAGUGUCAUCUACAUGGAGGUGUAGCACCUUACUGGUGCUUCUCUGCUGUGAUUUGUUCUGAAUUUCCUUAUUUAUGCAUUGUUUUGAGCAAGCUCAUGUCUGUUCUGUCUCACUAUGGUAUUGAACACUGAGUAUGGGUGAGGGAGGGAAAGGACAUGUACAGCUACUGUAUGGAAAAACUUCUUAGCAAAGAAGUUAAGCGUCAAGAAGUUAAUCUAAAAGGUAAGAACCGCAGGAAAAGACAUGUCAUUCGUGUUCCAAUAGAACUAAUUUUUUAAUGUCUUGUUUCUUCGCAUGUAAACUGUCAAUGAAAGGCUGAAAUAUUUUCAUGAUAUUUUAUGUAAACGUUUGUAAUUUAAUCCUUUCAUUAAGGAAUACAAAAACAUUAACUUCAGGAGGGGUAUCUUUGUAGUUUGGAUUUCUUGAACAGGAGCGAACUCUGGAAAGUGCCUUCUGCACACUUCACAUCUAUAAACGAAAUUUGUUUACCCAUGUGUAUCAUCUCAGUUUUUGUGGACAUAACAAAGAUGUAAAGAUUUACUGUAAAGCGUCCCGGGAAAAAUACUGAGGCAGGUUGUUUAAGAUUUGGUAUGCUACACUGAUGUCAUGGUAGUAUGUUCAAGAGUGUGCAGUUGCAGUUACAACGUAUUUAUCCACCUGUGCUUAAUAACUGUUACCUGUGUAGAUGUGUAUUUAAUGUCACCAGACAGUCCCUAUACAGCAGUAAAACAACAGUAAAAAGAACAGAACAGAAGAAGUACCGCAUGUUUCUCAACAGGCGUGGAGCAGCAUAUUGAUGGCCCUCAUGGCACCCUGAUUCUUCAUACGUUUUGAGGGGGGAACUAAAAUGGAUUUGAAUAACCAGAACUUCCUAUAAUUCUGUCAGAUUGCAAAUGUUUAGAUACAACAAAGGAGAUAAAUCUGCUUUUAAUAGCAUGUACAUAUUUUGCCAAUCAAAUCUAGGCUGCUAUUGUAGUUCUCUCUGAUAUCAUCUAGAUGGCAGGAACAUCAGAUUUACACUGGAGAACUGCUUAAUACCUCAAUUUCCUUUUUUUUUUUUUUUUUUUUUUUUUUUAGUAUGUUCUAAUAUCACUUACCUUUAUUUUUGCAAUCUCAUUUCAAAGAUUUCUGUGCUGUCUUCACUUUUAAAGGUCAUACUUUAGUCCUUGUCUGCUGGGUUUCACAGACAGAAUGGAAGAGAAUGUCUCUAAUUACAGUGGCUACAAUGGCACUUUGAAUUACAUAACUGCAGUUUCCUGUGGAGAAGGUGCAUCUGUUUUGAAGAACAAGGGAGCGUGAUUUUUCCAUUUAAAAAUCAGGAGGAGUCUUUCAAAAAAAAAAAUCUACAAAAAUCUCCAUUGCUAACAGCAGGCAGAAUCAUUUUUUACUCUGUUAUUCAAUUUUAGUAAAGCUGACCAUCUUCACACUACAGAUCCUCCUUUCUCAGUUCUGGCUGUGAUGAAGAAUAUUUACUUUAAUACUAUCCAACAGCAUAGUAAAACCUUGGAAGGCCUUGAAAUUUGAACUUUUUGCUUCCAUAAAAACACUACGUAAGUUUUUUGCAGCCUCGUUUCCUAAAUUAGGAUGUUUGUAAUUAAAAACAUUCCAUUUGCUACUAUGUAUAAUCGCAGACCUCAUUCAAUUUUCAUGCUGCCACCUUAGCAAAAAGGUGGUAAGAGUUUUUGUUCUUCUCCCUUGCAUGUGCUUCUGGAAACCCAAAUCUUUUCUUUCUUUGUCACAAAAAAGAAAAGAAGCCUGCUGCAGUCUGUUCUGGUUGUAAUGAAGUGUACACAGUAGCAAAGUGCAUUUUUGGUUUUGUUUGGUUUGAUGCUCCCUUUGAUGUUGGCAUAUGUAUAUAUUUAGAUAUACUGCACUGUUGUACAAGAAUUGUUUUAGUAAAUAACACUAUUUGUAAAAACUGUUAA